AUGCUGUUGAAGAUGGCUAGCUUCGAAGGUAAGACUGUCAUCGUGACAGGCUCCAGCUCUGGAAUCGGAAGAGAAACGGUACUGCUACUGGGCAAACGUGGAGCUAAUGUUGUUGUACAUGGACAGAGAAAGGAAAAGUUAGAGGUAUGUCACUUUUAAUUGCCAAAAAAAACUAUUUUACUAUUUACAUAGGUCAAAAAUUAAACAGAAUUCUAAAUAAAACAAAAAUGAUAAGCUGAUAAAAUAAAAUCGACAAAAACUAAAAAAAAUCAAAAUUUUAUUAUUUCUACGUACUUUUCGACCAAAACUAAUUCUUUAGGAAACAGUGUCAGCAUUAAAGUCAGAAGGUGUACCAGAAAGCAGAAUCCUGGUCGUAACUGGGCCAAUUCAAAAAGAAAAGACACAAGAUGCUCUUAUCAACGAGACUUUGGCCAAGUUCGGUCAAGUCGACGUCCUCAUUAACAAUGCUGCCGUCUCUCACAACAGCACUGACCCUGAUAGGAACAGCAUCACCAACUUGGACUUUAUCUACCAGGUCAAUGUUAGAAGGUAAGGCUUAACAUACGUUAUGAUUCAAUUUGGAUCACAAACUUAAUAUACCAUAAGUUAUUUUAUAAUUUGCCAUAAUAUUAUUAUAACACCAUAUUGACAAUCAUAUGUAAAAUAUAAAACUUUUUAGCGUGUACCGACUGAACGAACUAGCUCUACCACAUUUGGCCAAGACCAAAGGUAAUAUUGUCAAUAUCUCGUCUGUUGGUGGCCAACGAGGCCAAGCCGUGCUGGUUCCUUAUGCUAUGACAAAAGCUGCUCUGGAUCACUAUACAAGAAGUGCUGCCAUCAACUUUGCCGAACAGGGUGUGAGAAUGAAUGUUGUAAGGUAAGAUGAUGCUGUCAAGGCUGAGAAAAAAUGCUCGUGAACUAUUGAGAGUUCAGUGCUGUCAUAAAUAGUUUGCCCACCAUCACAGAUGAAUUUACUUUUACUGUUUAUCAUACAGUAAAAGUAAAAUUUUCAUUAUUUGUAAUAAUCACCCACUAACACAAGAGAAAAUGUGAAUUUUCAGCCCCGGCCCGAUCCAGACUGACUUCCUGGCUAGGCACGAAGCCCCUGAACUGAAAGAAGCUGUAAAUGAAAUAUUUGUAAAGUACGGCUCCAUGGUACCCCUAAAACGCCCAGGGGCCCCAUCAGAAGUAGCUUCUCUUAUUGCUUUCGUCAGUAGUUCGGAAGCCAGCUACAUCACCGGCUCCAUCUUGGUCGUUGACGGAGGUUACUUGUGUGGACAACAAAUUUCGUAAGUUCAUAUCAGUAUAAAGCCUUUUAUGCUACAAUAAUCCUAGUAAAAAAAUUUUUUUGGUCCACUGGAAUUUUUUUUUCGUUUUUUUCACGUACAGGUACCUACCUGUGGAUUUUUUUUUGGAUCGGCUCUGGGAGUCACCCCAAACCACCCCCCAAACGAUGUCCCUGGCUAUAACCUCAAUCAGCAUUAGCAAACGUAUACAUAAAUUAACCUUAUUUUACAGCCUGGACCCCUAA
Molecule: messenger RNA, 1531 nt
Organism: Bursaphelenchus okinawaensis
Lineage: Eukaryota; Metazoa; Nematoda; Chromadorea; Rhabditida; Aphelenchoididae
Source: the annotation of a GenBank genome assembly